AUGUUUAGUCACUUGAACUUGAGACAGUCUUUCAACAAGUCAUUGUUGUCAACGAUCCUGUUGAUUGCUGUGUCACAGUUCAACUUUGGCUUUGAUCAGCAAGGGUUCAACUCGACACAAGCCAUGGACGCAUUCGAACGACAGUUCGGCUGGUACAACCCGACGAAAAAGGUGUACUAUCUUGAGAGCUGGUGGCUCUCCCUUUUUGCAGGUCUACCCUACAUCGGAUUUGGGAUCGGGAUUUUAAUCGGAAGUUCAGUGAGCAAACGAUACGGCAGACGGAUGUGCAUGUUCUCCAUGAGCAUAUGGUCAUGCAUUUCGACAACUGUAAUUAUGACUUCGAAGAAUCGAGACCAGAUCCUGGCGGCGCGUAUACUAGCAUACAUCUACAUCGGCAUGGAGCUGGCCGUCGUACCGAUUUACCAGUCUGAAAUCACACCACAGAGUGCCCGUGGCUUUGUUGUUGGGACAUACCAGCUAAGUCUCGCUGCGGGCGGUUUAGUCGUGAACGCAGUUGCGCGAGGAACUGGCAGCUUGAGCUCAUCAGCCGCGUACCUGAUUCCCUAUGGUCUCUUCUACGUGGUUCCGUUGAUAGUCAUCGCCGGAAUAUGGUUUGUUCCUGAGUCUCCGCGUUGGCUUGCAAUGCAAGGCCGAGAUGAAGAGGCCCUUGUCGCCCUCACGAAACUCCGCGAAGGCAAGUUCAUCGAAGAACAAAUUGCCGCCGAAAUGGCACACAUCCGCGCCGGCAUAGACCGCGAAGUCGAGAAGGGUACAUUCAAAGACAUGUUCCACGAUAAGCAGGUUACGAAGCGAACCAUGUCAGUAAUUGGCGUCAACUUCUUCCUGCAGGCGACCGGCUCCAUCUUCGCCAGCGUCUACGGUGCAAUUUUCGUGAAGCAGCUGGGCUUCAUCAACCCAUUUACCGUGACAAUGAUUACCUCUAGCAUCAAUAUCGUCAUGUGUGUGUGCUCCAUGGUCCUCCUGGACAAGAUGGGACGAAGAAACGUCAUCUUUAUCGGCGGAUCAAUUCAGACGGCUGGCCUUUUCGCUAUGGGAGGCCUCGGUCUCACAUCCAACCCGAGCGUGGCCGUCAAGUCUGCCAUCGUCGCCAUGAUGAUAGUAAUGACCACCGGCUUCGUUCUGGGAUGGGCACCCACUUCCCAUGUCCUCUCGGCCGAAAUCCCAAGCAUGCGCCUGCGUGACAUUACCUACCGCACCGCCAGUGUCGUCAACAUCGUCAUGCAAUUCACCGUCGCUUUCACGAUGCCAUACCUGCUCAACGCACCGUAUGCAAACUUGGGAUCGAAGGUCGGUCUGAUCUUCGGCAGUAUAGCCUCCUUGUCGCUCGUCUUUGUUUAUCUAUGCGUCCCGGAGUGCAAGGGCCGCACGUUGGAGGAAAUCGACAUGUUAUUCGAGAUGAAAGUGCCAAUGCGGCAUUUUCAAAAGGUGGAUUUGUCACAGGCAAACACUCACACCGGAAGUCCCAAGCACGACGAAGAGACUGCCUCAGAAGUGGCUAUCCCAUUUCGAGUGCAAGGCAAAAGCUGA
Messenger RNA from Colletotrichum truncatum, 1548 nucleotides. RefSeq names its product vegetative cell wall protein gp1. The record is from RefSeq and is a predicted model, not a curated record. Gene Ontology annotation, cellular component: membrane. Gene Ontology annotation, molecular function: carbohydrate:proton symporter activity. Lineage: Eukaryota; Fungi; Ascomycota; Sordariomycetes; Glomerellales; Glomerellaceae. Gene Ontology annotation, biological process: transmembrane transport; carbohydrate transport.